Molecule: messenger RNA, 249 nt
Organism: Pochonia chlamydosporia 170
Lineage: Eukaryota; Fungi; Ascomycota; Sordariomycetes; Hypocreales; Clavicipitaceae
Exons: 2
Coding region: 1-249 (82 amino acids)
Source: RefSeq, a predicted model, not a curated record
AUGAACUCUGCCGUGUCUCGCAUCGCCACAAGGAGGUCAUUCUCCAUUCUCUCCGCUGCCCGCUCUGCAGCCCGGUCGAUGGAAACACAUCCCUUCCAGCGACUUUCUAUUGCACAAAAGUCCGCCAAGGCCGACUGGGUCGCUGAGGGGAAACGUGUUGGCAAGCAGGCCGCCAUUUUCUUCCCUGGCAUCACCAUGCUACUUGGCUGGCCGUACCUCGCCAAGGCUGUUGCCGACGGCCACGUUUGA